Molecule: messenger RNA, 2566 nt
Organism: Bombus pyrosoma
Lineage: Eukaryota; Metazoa; Arthropoda; Insecta; Hymenoptera; Apidae
Product: sodium/hydrogen exchanger 9B1-like
Exons: 7
Coding region: 105-1673 (522 amino acids)
Biological process (GO): proton transmembrane transport
Cellular component (GO): membrane
Molecular function (GO): antiporter activity
Source: RefSeq, a predicted model, not a curated record
UCGACUGAAUCAGGAUUCGAUCGAUCGAAGCUAGAAAGAUUACGAUAAUAUCAGUAAAUUAAAAGACUAAAAUUUGAAGAAAAUAGAAACGAAGAUUGUAACAAAUGGAUAAUGAGUUACAAGAUGAAUAUGAGGAUAUCACGUUUUGUCAUCGAAUAACCAUAUUUCCUCCUCUGAUACGCAACGCAAUCGUAAUGAAGCCUAUUUCACAGUGUUUCGGAUGCAAAUUUAUCACCUGGGCAAAAUUAUUCCAUUUAAUGACUGUCGUGUUUAUAGUGUGGAUGGGUUGGGCGGUUUUAUAUUUUAUAUUGGGCGACACGAUGUUACCGACAAACGACGGUUUUGGUUUAUACUUCCUCGCGUUAUUCUCAGCCUGGCUCGGCUGGUGCUUGUCAUCAAUUCCUUACUUAAGGAUUCCACCGGUGUUCGGCAUGCUAGUCGCUGGUAUAAUAGUUCGCAAUUCUGGACUUUACAAUAUUCACGAGGAACUCGGUGCAGUGACAACCUCUAAGAUCAGAACAUUUUGCCUAACCUUUAUCAUGAUACGCGCUGGACUUCAGCUGUCAACUACCAGUCUGGGAAAACAUACUAUUUUCAUAAUGAUGCUGGCCAUCGUUCCUUCCUCGAUCGAAGUGCUCGUUCUCUCGAUAUGCUGCAGAUACAUUCUGUCGUAUCACUGGGACUGGUCCUUUAUGGCUGGAACAAUACUCGGCUGUAUGUCGCCAGUGUUAAUCAUGAACUCUAUCCUGGCUUUGGCUGAACAUGGUUAUGGCGAAGACCAUGGGCUCGCUACGAUUCUUUCCACUGCUGCCUGUAUCGACGUUGUGCAUAUUAUCUCCCUGUUCACGAUUUGCUACUCAUUCGUCUUCGCCAACGACGAGGAUAGAAGCAAAUGGUGGUAUUACAUAUUAUCCAUCGGCAUUCGCGAUUCGAUACUGGGCAUUAUGGCAGGAACUUUUCUAGGUAUCUGCUUCGUAUUUAUCCCUCAUCGUAGCCACAAAAACGCCAACUGGUAUCGAAUAAUCUGUUUGGUGCUUGGCUCUUUGAUGUGCACAGCAGCAACUGCUAAAAUGACCAUCUCUGGUGGAGGAUACCUCGCCAGUUUAGUCAUGUCGUUCGUCAGCAUGGUUGGUUGGAGAAUUUUGUCCGUUUCUUUCGACACGACGUCCUUUCGACGAGUGACGCAUACACUUUGGCAGCUAGUUCAACCGAUUUUGGUCGGAGUCAUUGGUGCUGACAUUGAAUUCGUGAAUUGGUCUGUAUCCAGAUUCGGACUCUAUAUAUCAUGUAUUCUAAUCGGAUUGAUGGGAAGAAGUGCUGCCACUUAUUUGGCGACCUGGCGUACUCCAUUGACGUGGAAAGAACGAUUGUUCGUAGUAGUUUGUUGGCUACCGAAGGGUACCAUACAGGCAGCUUUGGGACCGAUGGCGUACGAACACUUGCGGAACGGAGAGGAAUCUGAGGAACUCCAAAUGGCUAUGGACAUCGUGAAAGUAUCCGUGGUUACCAUUUUAUUUCUAUCGCCGAUCGGAGCCAGUUUGAUUAGCUAUACGGGGCCAAUUCUCCUUGUUCAAACUACCGCCGAGCAACGUCAAAGAGAUCGCGAGUUGAGCUAUUUGCGAAUCCUCUCCUUUCUACCCAUGUCAGAACAGAUCCAUCAACAGAACCCUUGAUGCUCUGAAGUCCUCAUCUUCUGCAUACUAGAACCGAUCGAUCGCUCUCGCUUAGACGUUCUCAAGCUCGACGACUAACCGAUCGACUAACCGAGUGCUCUUGAUAUCAUCUUCGUGGGAAAUCAUCAGCGCUUACCGCAGACAACGAGUUUACCCAGUUUAAAGAGUUUACCACGCGCUACAAUUUUCACAGGCAAACGCAUCACCUCCAUUUGAUGUUAUCCUUUUUAAUUUACCAUCUUCUGCCUUAUACUUGUAUAGGAGGAUGGUCUGCUGUAAAUUUGUUAUUCUUUUCAUUAUUAUUCAAUCGAUUUUAGUAAAAUAAAUAUUUUACUUUAUCAAAUUUUAUAGUUGUAUCGUUAUAAAUUGGAGGUUAUAAAUUCUUAAUAAUUAUAGAUUCUUUCAUUAAGGAAAUUAAAGAGUAGAAAGACGCUGAGGAAUUGAAGUUUACUUUUUUUCGAAAUUUUUCUACUCGAUUUUUCUAUCACUCGAACUUGUGUUCUUAAUUAUUUCUGCUAUGUUGGUUUGAUUUAUUUAAGCUUUUUCCGAGUAUAUUUUAUGGAACAAUUUACAAUAAAUAAUUCCAUUAUAUAAUAUACAAUCGUUUGUCAGAAGAUUGUUGUUACAUUUGCAACGGUAUUCUGCUGAUUUUUCUGUAAUCAAUACAAAGAUAUCAAUUUAUUUCUAGUAUUUAAUUAAACUUUCAAAUAAUUUCUGAUUUAAAAAAGUAAAAUAUCGCAGAUAAUUAUAUUUAAUUGAAUGCAAAUCAUUAAAUAACAAUGAUGGAACAGCUACUCAAUAAUCAAUUAAAAUAAAUUGUUAGUAUUUAGAAUUAAAUCAAAAUUACCUUCAAACACUAUAGAAAUACAUAAUAAUGAUAUUCAACACUUCAA